Paramuricea clavata is the source of this 762-nucleotide messenger RNA. The record is from the annotation of a GenBank genome assembly. NCBI's taxonomy places the organism in Eukaryota, Metazoa, Cnidaria, Anthozoa, Malacalcyonacea, Plexauridae.
AUGGCGGCUGACCGGAAAGCUCGCACUGUGGUUUUUAAAACCCUAGAGGAAGCUAGUUUGGUCGAAAUCAAACAAGAAAUUGAGAAGGAAAUAGAAGAGGGAUGUCUUGUUGUAUUACAAGAGCUUAAACCGUUUGAAUACCUGGCUGAGUUUAAGGAGCAAUCACAAUCGGAAAACCUGAUUGAAAUGGGCUUCGACUUGAGCACAAUACAUGUCGAUUGUCAUCCACCGAGAGGAUACUAUACCAAUGUAUCACUGAUGGGACUCAGAGCGUACAUCGAAGACAACGAGAUAACCUCCGUGUUAGAGAAAUAUGGGGAGAUUAAAGGGCCUAUAGUUAGGCUGAAAUACAAAACAGGACACGAACUAGCUGGGCUAGAAAACGGUAAUCGAUUGGUGAAAAUUGUACUAAAUCAGCCAUCAAUCCCUUAUUCGCUCAAGAUUGAUGGCGAGUGGUGUCGUGUUAUUCACUCGGGGCAGAAACCAUACUGCUCAACAUGCAGUGAAUUCGGGCACAACCGCAGAAAUUGCAAGGAGACCGUGUGCCACAAGUGUAACGAGAAAGGACAUAUUGCCAGAGACUGCACAACAGGACCUGACCACGACAACAAACAAAAACAAAACCAUGACCUGCGUGAAGCUACGGACACUGAACAAGGAAAACCAAUGCCUCAGGACAAUGAUGAAUCCCAAAAUAAAGCAGAACCACCCAACGAAACCGAAGCGAAGAUGGACACCAAUGGAAACGACAAUCCCAACUAA